Messenger RNA from Lentinula edodes (shiitake mushroom), 1425 nucleotides. Its product is annotated as Maf1 regulator-domain-containing protein. The transcript is spliced from 3 exons. Gene Ontology annotation, biological process: negative regulation of transcription by RNA polymerase III. The record is from RefSeq and is a predicted model, not a curated record. Gene Ontology annotation, molecular function: RNA polymerase III core binding. NCBI's taxonomy places the organism in Eukaryota, Fungi, Basidiomycota, Agaricomycetes, Agaricales, Omphalotaceae. Bases 1 to 1425 code for a protein of 474 amino acids. Gene Ontology annotation, cellular component: nucleus.
AUGAAGUAUAUCGAAUUACCCUCUCUUACUGCAUUGGCAUCUUCACUUUCGCACCAAGGCUCCGAAUGCAACGUUUCUGUUAGACUCGAGGCCUAUUCGUGCAAGAAUAUCAAGCGUGAUAAACGGCUCUUCAGAGAUUUGGAAAAGGUUUACUGGGACGACAUGGGUGUAUUGGAGACAAUGAAGUUUGACCCCGGAGAAGAACAUUCAAAGUCUUCACCAGCAGAAGGAUCGUCUUCCCAUACAUUACCCCACUCGUACCUUGCGCAGGCUCAUUCAUCGCUUUCGACCCCUUUUGGACCGCUCGGCUCACCGCAGUCCAGAAAAACUCUCUAUCUCCUCAUUUCCACGCUCAAUGUGGCAUUUCCUGACUACAUUUUCGAUUCAGUAAAGCCUUCGUCAUUUGUUCACCUCGAAUCAGGGGCACAAAUACUCAACGCACUAAGCACCACAUUACUCGCCAGCCAGACUUCGGUGCGGUCUCAUACUUCUCGCCACAAUUCGGGUUAUGCCUCCAUGGCUUACGGCGCGUAUCCUGCUGCGCAGGGCCUAGGUUUCGGUGUUGCUCAAGGUAGUCCGGGUAGUCCCUACGAAUUUGUUAAGGAAAGUCCUUGCGCUCCGUCCAGUGUCAUCUCUGGUACCCAUCCCGAAGUCUAUGCGCUUCUUGACGAUGUCAUCGGCCCUCUUGAUGAAUGCGAGGUUUUCGAGUACGUCCCAGAGCCAGAAGAGGAUCCGAAUGCUGGAGAGGGAGAGGAAGAAGGCGACGAGGAUUUUGAAGACGAGUUCGAAGGAUAUUCACCUGACGAAGUACAUGUGUUUACUUUGGAUGAAGAUAUAAACACCCAAUCAUAUAAUCAGCCCCAUUCUACACUCUCUACUCCUGUUACUCCGCGGGAUGCGGUUCUAUCCACCUCUGCCAAUCCUAUAUCUCCUUUCGAUGAAUCAUACCGGCCGCUGUCACCGACUCGCUUGACUCUUCGUACACCCUCGCGUUCUAGCUCUUCAAUUUUACCUUCAUCCUACCCACCUAUGCAUCCGACCUCGUCCAGUGGUGGUAAUACACUUCUCUGGUCGUCGCACUGGUUCUUCCUCAAUCGCAAGCAGAAACGGAUACUAUAUGUAACUGUGUGGGCCAGAAAGCGUUCCAUGGAUUCCAUGCCCGAGACGCCUGUAGACGAGGAGUUGUUUGUCUACGGGAGCGAACCCACUCAUCAACUUUAUGCAUCUGUUGCUAGACGCAACAGACGAAUACGCAAAUUUUCGGAAUCGGAUGAAAGCGACGUUAGUCCUGUGUCGAUGAGAUUCCCGACUGCAGGCAAAGAGCGCUUCUUAGGUUGGGAAGGGGCGGCUGGUUUAGUACGGGAAUCAGUAAGCGGACUCGAAGGGCCCUCCGGCACUCAACACGAGUCAAAAGCAGCUCAAUGA